Molecule: messenger RNA, 1699 nt
Organism: Verruconis gallopava
Lineage: Eukaryota; Fungi; Ascomycota; Dothideomycetes; Venturiales; Sympoventuriaceae
Exons: 4
Coding region: 85-1152 (355 amino acids)
Cellular component (GO): membrane
Molecular function (GO): palmitoyl-(protein) hydrolase activity
Source: RefSeq, a predicted model, not a curated record
CUUGGAACAGCCUUUGUCCCACUCUCCGGAUGCGAGAGUGCCAGCUAGAACAUUGUAUUUCUCUCUCUACAGCGCUCCUAUUUCAUGCGCCGCUGUCUCGGAACACGAGUCGCUUGUAGAUCAGUUGCACUUCACUCCAGACCCCAACACCGCUCCUUCACCAUCACUCGAAUACGAUCGAUGCCUCAGAGCAAUAUGGGCGAAUACUUUGACAACAUGCUCGCUUGGUUGCGGGUUCCUGUUAUUGCGUCUACGAGCAUUGCGGCCGUCGCAAGUGGCCUCUUAUACUUCAAACAGAACGAGAUCAUUUACCCACGCAACAUCCCGCCCGACGCUCGGACAAAUGUGCCUUUACCUUCACGCUUCGGAAUUUCCAACUUUGAUGACCUCAUGAUCCCUACGCCUGAUGGAGAAGAACUCCACGCCUUCCUUAUUCGGCCGGCGAACCCCCAGCACGCCCGCGAUGUUACUAUUUUGAUGUUUCACGGUAAUGCUGGAAAUAUCGGAUACCGCGUUCCAAUCGCGAAGAUACUUGCAAAUGAAAUAGGUUGCAAUGUUUUGAUGCUUCAAUACCGUGGCUAUGGCCGUUCAACAGGAACGCCUAAUGAGAAGGGCUUGAACAUUGAUGCUCAGACAGCUUUGGAUUGGAUACGGUCUAAUCAGGCACUAAGGUCAAAAAAGAUUGUUGUAUACGGGCAGUCACUCGGCGGUGCUGUUGGAAUUAACUUGGUUGCAAAGAAUCAAGAGCAAGGUGACAUAGCGGGCCUCAUACUUGAAAACACAUUUACAAGCAUUCGAAAAUUGAUACCUAGUGCCUUCCCUCCGGCACGCUUCCUAGCGCCGCUUUGUCACCAAGUUUGGCCCAGCGAUGAAGUUAUGCCACAUAUUCAUGACGUCCCUGUCCUGUUCCUCAGCGGCUUGCAAGACGAGAUUGUGCCGCCCUCGCACAUGAAAACUCUCUAUGAUUGCUCCCAGACUAAGAUUAAAAUAUGGAAAGACUUUCCAGACGGCUCACACAAUGACACAUGUGCCGAACAAGGUUAUUUUGAUCAUAUCGACUGCUUCAUCAGGGAUAUCGUCCUGGGUGGCAAAACUGAAAUCCGAGAAGAUCCUAGACAUGGUCGGCCUAGUGAAGAUAUCGAAAAGCUCUAGGCCCAGACCGAUCAAUGUUAGCAUCAGAUUUUGAAUGAGACACGACUCCUCCGUGAAGAAUCUCAUGACACUUAAGUGUACAUGGCCUCCGGCUAAGCAGCUACGAAGGACAAGUGAGCAUUGGUUCCGCGAGCACUCAUUGAUACGCAGCUAAGCUGCUUGUCAAGUUGCUAGAUCUGUCCUUCUAAACUACAAUGAGCAGUGACUAAUGCAAGAUUUUGGAUCGACGGGAAGGGCUAGAAGCAUUCCAAUUCACCACGCAGUAUUAGUACUUGCCGAGACAUUAAGACUAUCUACUAAGGCAUAAGUUUAUGGAUGUCGUGGCACGCUUGGCUAACAGAGCGCCGUCUCAUAUGCACUCUGGUCACCAGGAAUGUAUGAUAUUAGCCGCCCGUUGAAAGAACAAAAGAGCAGGAAAAGUUAUGUGAAGAUUACACUACAAACGCGACCGUAAGAAAGGCCCUUGUCUCCCGUACGGGCGUCUUCUGGAUAGACUCUCCUCAAUAUACCCCUGCAUAAUCUGAGAACGAAUUGAAAAAAAGAUCUU